Messenger RNA from Gadus chalcogrammus (walleye pollock), 1670 nucleotides. It is a transcript of the gene bcl2l1, whose product is annotated as BCL2 like 1. NCBI's taxonomy places the organism in Eukaryota, Metazoa, Chordata, Actinopteri, Gadiformes, Gadidae. Gene Ontology annotation, biological process: negative regulation of intrinsic apoptotic signaling pathway; intrinsic apoptotic signaling pathway in response to DNA damage; extrinsic apoptotic signaling pathway in absence of ligand. The record is from RefSeq and is a predicted model, not a curated record. The transcript is spliced from 3 exons. Gene Ontology annotation, molecular function: protein heterodimerization activity; protein homodimerization activity. Bases 423 to 1178 code for a protein of 251 amino acids. Gene Ontology annotation, cellular component: mitochondrial outer membrane.
CAUAAGAUCAGACGCUCCCAACAGUAGUCAGUGGUGACACCCAGAAUCGAACCCGCAACCCCCGGGCUGGGAGUCCGGCGCCCUCACCACUCGACUACCCUCUGCUGGUGGGCGGAUCUUUGGGAGCGCUUCCGCCCUGUUCCUUCCUCCUCGCAGGGCCAGUAGCCGGGAAUCGCUACCGCUGGACGUGGUUCCUGAAGGGUCCGAGGGGCUACCAGACAUGGUGGAUUUAGGACCCCGCUACAAGCCGUGAGCUGAUUGGUCGGCUCCGUGUCGGUCGACGCCCACCUCGUCUCUCGUGUGAGGAGGAUACCAGCAGGGGUCUACCAUGUUGGUUUGACCCCCCCCCCCCAUUCCCCACACAGCGAGUCAGUACCCCCAGCUCCAGGACCCCCCCCCACCCCCUUCGUCGGACCGUCACCAUGGCGCAACUGGACCCCGCCCGCCCCUUGGUUUCCCAGAACCGCGAGCUGGUGCUGUUCUACAUCACGCACAAGCUGGCCCAGAAGAACUUCCCCCUCAACCACCUCACACUGGCGGCCACGCCCCCAAACCGGACUGAGGCGGGCGGGGCCGCACCGGGCCCCGCCCGCGUCCCCGCGCCGCACGCCAACGGCACGCCGAACGGCACCACCACCGCCGCCGCCACGCCCCCCCCAUCGCCCCCGCCCGCCGCGUCUCCGCCCCGGCGCCAGUCGUCCGCGGAGACGGUCGCCAUGGCGGCGGUGAAGGAGGCGCUGCGGGACACGGCGGGCGAGUUCGAGCUGCGCUUCACGCGGGCCUUCAGCGACCUCUCCUCCCAGCUGCACAUCACGCCGGCCACCGCCUACCAGAGCUUCGAGAGCGUCAUGGACGAGGUGUUCCGCGACGGCGUCAACUGGGGCCGCGUGGUGGGCCUGUUUGCCUUCGGCGGCGCCCUGUGCGUGGAGUGCGUGGAGAAGGAGAUGAGCUCCCUGGUUGGGCGCAUCGCCGAGUGGAUGACGGUGUACCUGGACGUGCACAUCCAGCCCUGGAUCCAGGCGCAGGGGGGAUGGGAGCGUUUCUCCGAGGUGUUUGGGAAGGACGCGGCGGCCGAGAGCCGGCGUUCCCAGGAGAGCUUCAGGAAGUGGUUCCUGGCGGGGAUGACCCUGUUCACGGGGGUCGUGGUGGGGUCACUCUUCGCCCAGAAACGCCUCUGAACCCCACGAUGAAGAUGAAGACCUCCACACCUCCAUCUCCUGCACGACAUGGUGCAAAUGAAGGCUUUUAUUUUGGCGUCUCAUCCUCGCCACGCCCUCCUCUCUCGCCCGCGCCUUUAUUUUGAAGAGCAGUUGACUUUGUUUUGUCCUGCUGUUGAUUGGCUCUCAUCGUUGCCGCCGUUGCUGUUUGCUGGUGAUGUCACAUUCGACGGACUAAACCAGGAAGAGGAGGAGCCAACCCAGGAGGAGGAGGAGGGGCUAAAUAUGAAAGGAGGGGGGGGGGGGGGUUGGCACUAAUGGAGGAAGACUAGGAGUUCAGUGAGAAGAUGAGGAGUGAGGAAAAGUAGCUGUUUUGGUCAUCCUUUCCCGCUUGCAGACCCCCGAUGGGCACGAUGACCCCGACCCCCUGCUGACACACAGAUGGACAGGAAGUGAUGUCAGGGCGAGGAGGCAGGAAGUGAUGUCAGGGGGAGGAGGGAGGGAGGGAGGAGG